Molecule: messenger RNA, 2502 nt
Organism: Portunus trituberculatus (swimming crab)
Lineage: Eukaryota; Metazoa; Arthropoda; Malacostraca; Decapoda; Portunidae
Product: alpha-tubulin N-acetyltransferase-like
Exons: 10
Coding region: 223-1614 (463 amino acids)
Biological process (GO): alpha-tubulin acetylation
Cellular component (GO): microtubule
Molecular function (GO): tubulin N-acetyltransferase activity
Source: RefSeq, a predicted model, not a curated record
CAGGCAAGGAAAGAAGAAGCAGCAGCAGCAGCAGCAGCAGUAGUCAUCGAUCAGUAGGUGUGUGUGUCGUCUGCUGGUGGGUGAGUCAGCCGCUGUCUGCCCCGCCUCACUGCCUCCUUGGCCUCACUGCUCACUGCUGUGCUGUCUGCUGAGCCUUGGCCAGUCUGCCCCGCACCACCAUCUCAACAUAUUGCCGCCGUCGCCUCGCAGCUCCCUACAGCCAUGGAAUUUAGAUUUGACGUGGGCCACAUCUUGCAAGAUGAAGUCACACUGGUGGACAAUAAUCUCAUCGUCAAAAACUGGAAGAGUUCAACUAGAAACAGGGUGGAGUACCAGCAGCUGUAUGAGAUCAUCAAUGCCAUUGGCGAGGCAUCAUCCUUUGCACAGGGACUCAAUAACGUCAUUACCACAUCAGAGAAACUCCAGAACUCAGACCACUUGCUCUACCUGAUGAAGGAGGAUGAUGAUUCAAUAGGUGUGACCCUGGUGGUAGGUAUGCUCAAGGUAGGGCGCAAGAAGUUAUUCCUGUUGGAUCCCAACCAACGAACCAAAGAAGCUGGACCACUCUGUGUCCUUGACUUCUAUAUCCAUGAGUCGCGGCAGCGCAGGGGUUAUGGCAGGAGGCUCUUUGACUACAUGCUGAGGCAUCAGAAUGUGACACCUGAAUACAUGGCAGUGGACAAGCCAUCAGAUAAGUUCUUGGGAUUCCUGCACAAGCAUUACAACCUUUACAAGCAGGUUCCUCAGAUCAACAACUUUGUUGUCUUUGAGCCGUUCUUCAUGGCAGAAAGGCCAAUUGUGUCAGAAGAGGCUGCAAUGAUCCAGGUGAGCCGCAGCCCCCGUGCUGCCUCCCCAGAGCAGUCUCCCAGUGGCUCCCGUCGCUCCUCCACCUCAUCCAACUACUCCCACUCUGCCGGCCUUCCCUCCAGGCAGGCCAACAGCAUGGCUGACAUUCUUCAUGGCCGUCCUGACCGCCACACUCCUGCGGCUCGGCUGUGUCCUCGUUACCAGACUACCCUUGAGGUAGGUCCUGAGUGGAUGCGAGGACCAUCAUCUGGCAGUGAAACACCUUAUUCUCGCGCUUCAAACUCCUAUUCUGCAUCUCGUACCCCAUCCAAUACUGGGUCUCCCCUGAGGACCCCAUGGGGUGGCUCUCCUCCACGCACUCAGCCCCACACACCCCCUACCACCUCACAGCCAGCUAGUCGCAAAAAGAGUGCUGAUCUGGUUGAUGGUCACAGCAGCCCUGAGGGAUCAAUAGCACCCACUCCAGCCACUUCCCCAGAGCGCUCCCCUGUUAAGGAGCUCCAGAAGAAUGGUGAGGGAAAGGAUGAUGUGAUACGGCAGCAGCCACCACCAGAAGAGGAUGGCAUAGUGGAGAGUGCAGCCCAGAUGUCCCUCUCAGCUGGUCCACAGUCACCAGCCCGGAGCCCUGAGCUGUGUGGACUGAUGAAUCUGUGUAAGAAUAGCCAAUGGAGGGACAGUGUAGCUCGCUCAUCGGCAACUCUGGCCGAGCGCAUGUCCUCCCCAACGGGCUCCACCAUGUCUGGCGUUCUGCACGAAAAUGAUUCAGUCCAUGGACAUUUGAAAUUCCAUCACCAUGCUUUGUGGUAAGAGUUCUUGAGAUCCUUGUUCACUUGGCUAUCAAGAACAAGAUAGUUGGCCGGCCCUCAGUGCUAGACACAGGAAGACAUGUUGAUUUGCAGCCGAGAGACUGAUGCAGCUAAUUUCACAUUGCUACUACUAUCAUUCCUGCCAAUAUUAGUGUGCACUACAAUACUUAGAAACAUUUUUAUGAUAUACUAGCUCAAAAGAGUUUUACAAGACUCCAAAGAAUUUUAAUACUUUGGGUGUGAAGUCUUGAGUUGUGAAUAAUUCUACAGUAAUUGGUUUUAUUGUAGUGUAACUAGUGUGCAGCAAGAAGCUUUAGAGAAGAUCUAUAUGGUUGUGCAUGUAGAAAACAACUGCUGUGUUGGUACUUUUCAUUACACAAGUACCCAUAGAAGUUUUUGUUCAGUUCAGUAUAGUUGCAAGUACUUAUCAAUUUAUGUGGCUUUGAAAAACAUUUACUUAGUAAGUAUGGGAGCACUUUUUUUAUGGGAAAAGAUUAUAAUUGAUGAAAGAAGAGAUUAUGUAGAAAGCAUAGUUGUAGUAUCAGAUGUUAGGAUAAUAAAUAGGUAAGGAGCACAAUAAAGUGUAAACUUCAUGAGGUCACAAGUGUUGCACAGACUACAGCUGGGGUUGUGCAGCUUUGCAUCCCAGCACCCCUUGCAUUACUGGCCUGUAUAUAGUGAGGUUUUUUUUUUAUGUUUUGUAUAAUGUUUUUAGCACUAAGGCAAAUCUGUUAAGCACUUCAGUGUUUUCUUGGUUUUGUUGUGAUGAGUGUGGUUGUUUUGAUGUUUGAAUUUUAUUCAAGCACCAAUAGAGUGGUGGUUGUGUAUAUUGUGUGCAUCAGUUUCCAGCCACACAUUUAAGAUCUGAAUGAAUACACUUGCUGUGGGA